AUGACGCCAAAUAGUUCGGAUAUUAUUUUAACACCACCAUCAACACCAUUUCGUAUUCAAAAUUAUCGUACCCUAGCUUAUGUUGUUACAACACUUGUUUAUCUUGUUAUUGGUGCAGCUAUAUUCGAUAGGUUAGAAUCAACACAAGAAGCUAUUCGACAUGCUAAUUUAACAGCACGUAUUGCUAUAUUUCAACAACAACAUAAUUUGAGUGAUAAUGAUUUUAUAAAUUUAACUCGAACUGUUGAAUUACGUUUACAUUAUCGUAAAAAACAAUGGAAAUUUAUUGGUUCAUUUUAUUAUGCAACUGUUGUACUUGCUUUAAUAGGUUAUGGACAUGCUAUACCACAUACAAAAGCUGGACGUGCUGUAACAAUAGCAUAUGCAUUAAUAGGUAUACCAAUGUGGCUUAUUAUGAUUCAAAGUGUUGGUGAACGACUUAAUUCAUUAAUAAGAUUUGUUUUGAAACAUAUUAAAAGACGUAUUAAACGUAAACGAGAACCACAAAUAACAGCUAUGGAAUUAUUAACAUGUGAAGCAUUAUUAACUGUAUUAACACUUGCAACAGGAUCUUAUGUAUUUCAUCGAUAUGAAAGUUGGCGAUAUUUUGAUGCAUUUUAUUAUUGUUUAUUAACAUUAACAACAAUUGGUUUUGGAGAUUUAGUACCUAUGCAAAAGGAAGAUUAUGGACAUAUUGAUUGGUUGUAUAUAUUAUUUUGUAUAAUAUUUAUUUUAACGGGUUUAACAAUUGUUGCAUCAAGUGGUAAUUUACUUAUUUUACGUUUUGUUGAAACGAAUACAAAACGUUCACAACAUGAACGAUAUGAAAUGGAAGAACGUCGUCGUCAACAAGUUCGUGUUGUUGGUGAUGUUAUAUCAUCCAAUGGUCGUCUUGUUACAUUAGAAGAUGAUGAAGAUACACCAUCAUUACUUGGACCUGUUGGUGCACAACGUAUAACAAUGGGUCAUAGUACAAGUGAUUUAUCAAUAUGUUCAUGUCGUGCUCAACCAUCAUUGUCAUCAUGUAUACCAACAUCAUGGAAAACAAAAUUUAAACGUAAACAUCAAAAUAUAUUACAUCAUCAAAAACCAACAUUAAUACAACCACAAAUGUUUGUUAUACGAUCACUUCGAGAACAAAUUCUUGAUUCAUUAAAAACAAAAACUGAAAUUGAUGAAAAUACUGCUUUACAAAGAUCAUAUCUUCAACUUGAUAAAAUUCUAAAAAGAAGUUCGAUAUAA
This is a messenger RNA of Rotaria sordida, 1242 nucleotides long. The record is from the annotation of a GenBank genome assembly. Lineage: Eukaryota; Metazoa; Rotifera; Eurotatoria; Philodinida; Philodinidae.